AUGUCCCUAAGGCUGGCGCCGCGCUCCCCAGCAAGCCCCCCGCCGCCCUCCCCUGAGGAGACCGCCUUCCUGGCCGUGCUCAUCACGAGCGGCCCCAAGUACAGCGAGCGCCGCAGCAUCAUCCGCAGCACGUGGCUCUCGGCCGCCGGGCGCCCCCCUCACGACGACAUCUGGAGCCGCUUUGUGAUCGGCACAGGUGGGCUCGGGGCAGAGGAGCUUCGUAGCCUGGAGCUAGAGCAGAGCCGGCACAGAGACCUCCUCCUUCUGCCAGAGCUGCGGGAUUCCUACGAGAACCUGACUGCUAAAGUCCUGGCCACGUACGUCUGGCUGGAUCUGCACCUGGACUUCCAGUUUGCCCUGAAGGCCGACGACGAUACCUUCGUACGCUUGGAUGUGCUCGUGGAAGAGCUGAGAGCCAAGGAGCCGCGUCGCCUCUACUGGGGCUUCUUUUCUGGCCGCGGUCGAGUCAAAUCCGGUGGCAAAUGGAAAGAGAGCGCCUGGGUGCUCUGUGACUACUACCUACCGUACGCUCUGGGUGGUGGUUAUGUGAUUUCUGCAGAUCUGGUGCACUAUUUGCGUCUUAGCAGAGACUACCUGAACAUGUGGCAGAGUGAGGAUGUUUCCCUGGGGGUGUGGCUGGCUCCCAUCGAUGUGAAGAGAGUGCACGACCCUCGUUUUGACACUGAGUAUAAGUCACGAGGUUGCAACAAUAAGUACAUAGUAACUCAUAAGCAAAGCAUCGAGGACAUGCUGGAAAAGCACCAGACCCUGGCUAAAGAAGGAAAGCUCUGUAAGGAGGAGGUUAAGCUCAGGCUUUCCUACAUGUAUGAUUGGGGAGUGCCUCCUUCACAGUGUUGCCAAAGGAAGGAUGGCAUCCCGUGAAAGCCUGAGGAAGGAAAAGGCAGAAUGUUGAUGGACUCUCUUGAGCGUGGUUACGGUUACUUGGGGAGAAUCCCAGUAAUUAGGGCUUAAAAAUUACUCAAAAGAUUUUGCACGAUUCAUUAUGUCACAAUCAAUGAAACCCUGAAACUCCUAAGAGCUACUGAUGUGGCAUGAUGUAGAGAUGCUUAAAAAAAAAAAAAAAAGACAAAAAGCAUGGAAAGGCUCAUAUGACAGGAUUGAAGGCAAAUAAUUGGUUGCAAAAUACAGAUAGUACAGAAAAUUUGGGGGAGAUAACUUGGAUGAAAAGUUGCUGGAAGAUUUUUAACAGAACCUAAGAUUUAUUUGCUAAAGAUCGUGACAGGCCUUUAUGCUAUCUAUAAGAUUGUGAAACUAGCAUCUGCUGUUUAUUUCUUGGCAAGGAACAAGUGUCAGUUUGGCAAGGUUUGAAGAUUCUAAUGGGGCCGCAAAUCAGUUGCUAUUGGCAGUGGGAACAGGUGACUGGUUAUUGACACAAGCAGUCAAGUGAAGGGAACAAUUUCACGUAGGAUAUUCGCGUUAGGGGAGGGAGAGAGAGUCUGUUCUUUGGCGAGUGCUCUGAUUUACAAGAAUGGAAUUAUUAGACCUUCUGUGUAACUUGUCUCUAAGCUUUUUGUUGUUUUAAAGAGUAAGUCUAUAUUUAGAAAGGUGGAUGAGUUAUGGUAUUUGGCAGAUAGAGAAUACAUUAUCUUAUUUUGGGAUCAAAUAGUUAUGCUACAAAGCUAGCCUUCAGUUGUUAGGCAUAGGUGUUGUUCUUAGCUUAUCCUCCAAACAUACCAUGUAUGAAGAAACAUCUCGUCUCCCAACAGUAAGUAAUCUCACUGACUACUACAAGGUCAGACGUUGUAGGCUUCAGGCUUAUAUUGUUCCAGAUUGCUUCUGUAAAAUGUAAAUUAGCAGGAUUAGAUCAGUGGAAGCUAUUCAGAGUUCAAACAACGUUGCCCUAACGUGGGUACCUCAGCUAAGAAAGUAAACUCUGUAUGUAGUCAAGAGAAAUAGGUUCCCCCCACCCCCCAAAUUCCUGUUUGAGGAGAACCUUGUCUCUCUUUUCAGGAGCUACCCUGCAAUCUAAGGAGACUAAUCCCCCAACAGUCACAUUUAGAUGCCCGAAGCUAGACUGUGUGGAUUCUCCGCUUCUCUCCAAUAGCACCUUAUAGUGGAACUAAAAAUAAUCUUACAGGAGGUCUAAGUUAAUUGCUCAAGUGAUAUGUCAAUAAAUGGGAUCAUGUCCCUUAGUCCUGCCUACACUACAAAUAAUUCUAGUACUGACAGCUUCUCAGCAUCAGGUGCGGUAUUGAAAGCAGACAGGACAUUCUUGGCUGUAGAACAGAUCACUUCUUACACAAUUUCGCCAUAUUACUUAUCUGCAAACCGUUAGGUAAGCCUGUAAUUCAAACAUUUUUGAAUAGCAGGUGCUCUAAUACACAGAAAUAUUUUUUUUCCAGUACUAAUACAGAGCUACUGACUUCCAGUAACCUUUGUCAGCUACAGAUCUUUCAGUAUAAGCAGAGUUUUUACUUUUAUGCCUGAAGGGCAUUCUUAAUUAUCAGUUUUACUGUUUGUUGCACACUGCACUUUCAUACAAUUUC
Pygoscelis adeliae (Adelie penguin) is the source of this 2507-nucleotide messenger RNA. It is a transcript of the gene B3GALT6, whose product is annotated as UDP-Gal:betaGal beta 1,3-galactosyltransferase polypeptide 6. The coding region runs from base 1 to 882 and encodes 293 amino acids. Gene Ontology annotation, molecular function: UDP-galactosyltransferase activity. Lineage: Eukaryota; Metazoa; Chordata; Aves; Sphenisciformes; Spheniscidae. The transcript has 2 exons. Gene Ontology annotation, biological process: glycosaminoglycan biosynthetic process. The record is from RefSeq and is a predicted model, not a curated record. Gene Ontology annotation, cellular component: membrane.